This is a messenger RNA of Lathyrus oleraceus (garden pea), 5871 nucleotides long. RefSeq lists its product as uncharacterized. The record is from RefSeq and is a predicted model, not a curated record. Gene Ontology annotation, molecular function: RNA-DNA hybrid ribonuclease activity; nucleic acid binding. Lineage: Eukaryota; Viridiplantae; Streptophyta; Magnoliopsida; Fabales; Fabaceae. The transcript is spliced from 9 exons. The annotation marks the transcript as partial. Gene Ontology annotation, biological process: DNA integration.
AUGAAUCCUGAAAGAAGGGGUACUUUUCAGUUCAAAUACAAGAACGUGGACCUUACCAGCCUACAGAAGUUGAGUGCCAAAAUAACACCACUCAAACUCAAUAGCUUCUUCUAUGAUCCAUCUCUACGUUAUUUCACAUUUUCUGACUUCCAAUUGGCUCCUACUUUGGAGGAGGUUGAGAGGAUCAUAGGCCGGAAUUUGAAGGAUCACAAUCCAUUUCCUAAGCUUGAUGAAGAUAUUCCUCCCAAGAGAAUAGCUUCAGCUUUGGGUCUGAAAGUUUCUGAAGUCGUGGAUAAUUGGGAUGUGAAAGGACCUUUCAGUGGUUUUUCUAGGAAGUUCUUAGAAGAUCAGGCCAAGAAGAUGGAAAAAGAAGGAGAUUGGGAAUCCUUCUAUGCUGUGUUAGCCGUGUUGAUAUAUGGGAUAGUCCUCUUCCCAAAUAUUGACCAUUUCGUGGACCACCUGGCGGUGAGAAUUUUCCUCUCUGGUAACCCUGUACCGUUCCUCUUGGCAGAUCUCUACUACACUCUCCAUGAUCGUCAUGAGAGGAAGGGAGGAAUUGUCUUAUGUUGCGCGCAGUUGUUGCACGCCUGGUUUAGAUCCCACAUGCCCGAAGAAGGUCCUUUUGUCUCAAAGGAACUCAAGCCCUUCCAAAAGUUAGCUUCCCUCACUUCCAGUCAUGUUAAGUGGUAUAUCAGAGAUUGGGAAACCGAGAAUGUGAUUGUCAGCAUUGGAGACUUCCCCAAUGUGCCUUUGAUAGGAACCAAGGGUUGCAUCAACUAUAACCCCGUGCUAUCUCUACGGCAGCAUGGGUACCCUAUGAAUGGCCCUCCAGAAGCUAAAGCUCUAGAGCCUUUCAUCUUACAUGGUGUUGAAGCGGAUCAUCCAAUGGUGAAAAAGAUCAAGAGGUCUUGGCAAGCAGUUAUCAGGAAAGGUAAGGAGUUGGAGCCCAUAUUACCUGAAGAUGUGGAGGAGCUCAAUGCCCGUAUCAAGGAGUUGGAGUUGGAAAAUGCUGAUUUGAGAAUCAAGCUUGGCCGAGUCUCGAUAGAGAAUGGGAACUUGAAGGACGAUCAACAAAAGAAGGACAAAGAGCUUGAAGUCUCCAACAAAAGAGCUAGAGAGUCUGAAGCGAGGAGAGAAAAGUUUGGACAAGCACUCUAUAGCACUAAAUCUGUGUUCAAAUCAAAGGAAGAGGAGUUGGAUAGAGCUUUACUCCGGAUUCAAAAACUCAACAAGACUCUGGAACUGACCCUUGAGAUGAAAAGGGAAGCACGGUUGAUUUCCGAGAUUCGUACUCGUGAGCUGGAGAAUACCAUUCAGAAGUAUCAGGAUGCUCUAGAACGUGAGAAGCUGAAGACCGAAGAGUCAGAAAGAGUUUGCACACGGUUGAAGCAUCAUUUGGAUCGAGCCGAUGCUAGAAUCCAAGCACUUGAAGGUGGGGAUCAGGAUGCUGCCUAUAUGGUGUUGCUGAAUGAAUGCAGAUAUUGGAGAAACCUCUAUAGGGACAUAGAGGUGACAAAGGCUGAAGACGUGCGCAUUAUCCAAGAUCUCCAAGGGCUCUACACUGAGUGGAAAGGCAAAUUUUUGAAGCUGUCCGGAUUUGCGAGUUCCAUCAUGCGUGAGCUACCUGAGAAGCUGCAAGAGGCAGAUUGUUUCACGCUGAAUUUUCAACACCAAUAUAAUACUCGUGCCCGAGCUCGUCAAAGGAUGGCAGAUCAAGAGCAUGAAUUGGAGCGAGUGAGCUCAGAGCUCGAAGACCUGCGUGGAAACAUGGGGCAGGUCAUGGAGAUAUUACAGGUCAUCAGGGCAAAGUUAGACACCCAAACAACGAUUGUUUCUGAAAUCGCAGGUCCAUCGAUUGAACCCCAACCUGCGAGGGCGGUACCAACAACCUGGCCAACCUAUGGUUUACCUCCCGGUUUCACGCCUACAGUUGAAGGCGCCCCUGGUUUUGCACCACCUGCUCAGCAGACAGCUCCUCUACCGACCAUCAAUGAAAAUCAUCCAGUGGUUCACACGUUCGCACCUCCUCUCGUUCGUGCACACGUGCAACCCUACUUUGAGGACCAACAACACGCCCCAGACUUUUCAGAUGAAGAUGAGGAAAGGCAGGAGGACCUAAGAGGGAUGAAGGAGAACUACCAGCUGCUUGAGAAGAGAUUGAGGGCUAUGGAGGGCGACCAAGUUUUUGGUGCUACAGCUAAGGAGAUGUGCUUGGUGUCGGGUCUUGUGAUUCCUGCGAAGUUCAAGACCCCAGAUUUCAAUAAGUAUGAGGGCCACUCGUGUCCUAAGAGUCACCUUAUUAUGUACUAUCGAAAAAUGGCUGCGCAUAACAACCCUUUGCCAGCACAUGGUGAUGUCAAUGCCGUCGAAGAUGCUUCUGAUGUGUGUGUAAUCAAUAAUGUGGAGGAUGUUAAAACCCCGUUGCUAGUACUUCAUGCAGGAUUGGUGAGGGCUAGAUUGAUUGAUACCUGUCACGAUAGCUGUGAAGAAUGUGCCAUUCAGCCGAAGGGAUGUAAAGUAGUACAAAAGGAUAUUCAGAACUUGAUGGAUCAAGGCGUUUUGCAAAUUUCUGGUCCAACAAUUAAUGAGGAAAUUUCGGUCAUUGAACCUGUCUUUAACAUACCAGAGCCGUUUGAGGUGACUUAUCACAGGAGAGACGUUAUUCACCCGUCACCUGUGGUGGUAUGCAUGCCUACCCCAUUUCCUUUUGAAAGUACCAAGGCGGUACCCUGGAAGUACGACAUAACAGUGGUGGAUGGGUUGGUAGAUGGAAAACCCGGAAUUGCUGAAAGUAAGGAAGUGAUGGAGAAUAUUGACACUGACAUCACCAAUAUCGCAGGAACAAGCAGAAUGACCCGCAGUGGUCGGAUUUAUACUCCCAAUUUUGAUGUGAACCCUCAAGAGCCAGCAAGGGGAACUGCAAAUGUAAAUCCUACCCCAGAACGUGGAGGGGCACAGCCGGCUUUGCUACAUGAAUAUGUAGAUGUAUUUGCUUGGUCAUAUCAGGAUAUGCCAGGUUUAGAUACUGACAUUGUUGUCCACAAGUUACCAUUACAGCCAGAUUGUCCGCCAGUGAAGCAGAAGCUCCGAAGAGCAAGACCCGACAUGGCUCUAAAGAUUUGUGACGAGGUGAAACGUCAAUUUGAUGCCGGUUUUCUAGCAGUUGCAAAGUACCCUCAAUGGGUAGCCAACAUUGUGCCAGUACCCAAAAAGGAUGGCAAGGUCAGGAUGUGUGUUGAUUAUAGGGAUUUAAACAAAGCUAGUCCAAAGGACGACUUCCCCCUGCCAUAUAUUGACACUCUGGUAGACAACACUGCUAAGUUUGAAGUCUUCUCCUUUAUGGAUGGAUUCUCGGGUUACAAUCAAAUUAAGAUGGAUCCAGAAGACAUGGAAAAGACCACAUUCAUCACCCCUUGGGGAACAUUUUGCUACAAGGUAAUGCCAUUCGGUCUCAAAAAUGCUGGGGCAACUUACCAAAGAGCAAUGGUCACUCUUUUCCAUGAUAUGAUGCAUAAGGAAAUUGAGGUUUAUGUGGAUGAUAUGAUUGCAAAAUCUCAAAGUGAGGAGGAUCACAUAGACCACUUGCAAAAGCUAUUUGAGCGUCUUCGGAAAUUUCGACUACGUCUAAAUCCUGCUAAAUGCACCUUUGGUGUCCGAUCUGGAAAGUUGCUUGGUUUCAUUGUUAGUCAACGAGGAAUUGAGGUAGAUCCAGACAAGGUUAGAGCAAUACAAGAAAUGCCUUCUCCGCGUACAGAGAAAGAAGUUAGAGGAUUCCUGGGACGUUUGAACUACAUCUCUAGGUUUAUAUCUCACAUGACUGCCACAUGUGAGCCUAUCUUCAAAUUGCUUCGAAAAGAUCAAGCAGUUGAAUGGAAUUCUGACUGCCAAAUGGCUUUUGAGAGAAUCGGACAAUACCUGCAAGAGCCCCCUAUUCUAAUUCCACCUGUUCAGGGGAGACCACUCUUUAUGUACUUAACUGUGCUUGAAAAGUCAAUGGGAUGUGUGUUGGGACAACAUGACGAAACUGGUCGAAAGGAACAUGCUAUCUACUAUCUAAGUAAGAGAUUUACCGAUUGUGAAACCCGAUAUUCACUCUUGGAGAAAACCUAUUGUGCUUUAGCAUGGGCCGCUCGUCGUCUAAGACAAUACAUGAUUUGCCACACUACUUUGUUGAUCUCCAAAAUGGAUCCAAUAAAGUACAUCUUUGAAAAGCCUGCUUUGACUGGAAGACUCGCCCGUUGGCAGAUGUUACUAUCUGAGUAUGACAUCCAAUAUGUAUCUCAGAAAGCCAUUAAAGGGAGUGUGUUGUCUGAUUACCUGGCAAACCAGCCCGUUGAAGAUUACCAGUCGUUGAAGUUUGACUUCCCGGAUGAAGACAUUAUGGUAGUGAAAGACUGUGAAAUCCCAGGACUUGAUGAAGGACCUGAACCCGGAUCUCGGUGGAAGCUCAUGUUUGAUGCAAGGUUGUGUUUUGAUUGCACGAACAAUAUAGCAGAAUAUGAGGCGUGCAUCCUAGGCAUUGAAGCAGCCAUUGAUCUCCGAAUCAAAAUCCUUGAAGUAUGUGGAGAUUCAGCCUUGGUGAUAUACCAAGUCAAAGGCGAAUGGGAAACCCGUGACACCAAGUUGAUCCCAUAUCGUGCCUAUGUCAUGGAAUUAAUAAAAUACUUUGACGAAAUCACUUUCCGUCAUAUCCCGAGAACUGAGAAUCAAAUUGCUGACGCUUUGGCUAUGUUGGCUUCAAUGUACCAGGUCAGAUUCCAUAAUGAAGCACCUCUCAUUCAAAUCGAGCGGAAAGUUGAGCCUGCCUACUGCCAGUCAGUUGAAGAGGAAGCCGAUGGUAAACCCUGGUUUCACGACAUCAAGUGCUUUUUGCAAAAUCAAGAAUAUCCAACAGAUGCCACAACCCUUGACAAGAAAACAUUGAGGAAGUUAGCAUCUAAAUUCUUCUUAAGCAAUGGUGUGUUGUACAAGAGAAAUCACGACAUGAUUCUGCUCAGAUGCGUGGAUGGACGUGAAGCAGACCUGUUGAUCAAGGAGAUUCAUGAAGGAUCCUUUGGAACUCACGCCAAUGGGCAUGCCAUGGCCAAGAAGAUUUUGAGAGCUGUAAAUGUUUUGACGUCACCUUGGCCUUUCUCAAUGUGGGGCAUCGACAUGAUUGGCGCCAUCGAGCCUAAAGCUUCCAAUGGUCACCGCUUCAUCCUGGUUGCCAUUGAUUACUUUACCAAAUGGGUGGAAGCCGCCUCUUAUGCUAAUGUGACAAAACAAGUGGUUGCACGGUUUCUCAAGAAAGAGAUCAUUUGCCGUUAUGGAAUUCCAAGCCGGAUCAUCGCAGAUAAUGGGACGAAUCUGAACAAUAAGACCAUGAAGGAAUUAUGCGAGAGCUUCAAGAUUGAGCACCAUAACUCUUCACCAUAUCGUCCAAAGAUGAAUGGCGCUGUUGAAGCCGCUAACAAAAACAUCAAGAAGAUUUUGGUAUAUGGGAUGGAAGCAGUUCUCCCAAUUGAGGUAGAGAUACCUUCAAUGAGAAUCUUGAUGGAAACCAAGCUAGAAGAGGCUGAGUGGAUUCAAAAUAGAUUUGAUCAGUUGAACCUCAUAGAUGAGAAGCGAUUGACUUCUUUGUGCCAUGGACAAUUAUACCAGAAACGGCUUAAAAGAGCUUUUGACAAGAAAGUACGUGUUCGGGAAUUCAGAGAAGGAGACCUCGUACUUAAGAAGAUCUUGCCAAUACACAAGGAUUCACGUGGGAAGUGGACUCCCAAUUAUGAAGGCCCAUAUGUUGUAAAGAAAGUUUUCUCCGGAGGUGCCUUGAUUCUCACAACUAUGGACGAUGAGGAACUCUCACACCCCGUGAACUCUGAUGCAGUUAAAAAA